AUGGCGCCGAUGGGUGGCCGACUGGCCUUCCGGCCCGACGAGAGGCGGAAGGUGGCGGAAGUGAUCGGAGAUAUGGAUGCAGAGCAUCGCUCCGGGAGAGAAGAAUCGCGACCGACAAUAUACUCUGUAGUCGCAAGGCUUCACGCAAUCCGCAACCACCCGAUUGCUCGUCGCAAGCGGUCAUACCUGGAGCCUCUUGUUGAGAUGAUACUGGACGAGCGGGUGAAGGAGAGACUUUCCAAUGCCGAAAAUAUUGAUCCCAAUUCAGCAUCUGGCGAACCAGCGGUCUCUGCGACCGAGGCGGUCUCGACAUCCGCAGAACAAGAUACUGCUGACACAUCUGCGAUCGCUAUGGACCUGUCCACCACAGCAGCAGAUACAGAGGCAGCCAGAUCUGAAGCGUCACCAGGACGUGUGAGAAAACAGACGCGCCCAAAGGAUGGGAGGCGCUUACGAAAACGCAAGAGGGCACGAUCAGAAAGCGACAGCGGGAGCGAUCACGAGCAUAGGGAAAGGAGAGAUGGCGGGGACAGUGGGGGGAAAGCGGUGGUUCCGACGGUGAUACCGGCCAACGGGCCGAAGAUCAGCGACAUUUCGGGGAUGAACGAUGUGAUUCAGAAGCUGAUCAACUUCGUGUGCGUUCCACUGCAGCCGGGGUUCUACUCGAACCAGUCGGUGCUCCUGUACGGGCCGUCAGGGUGCGGUAAGACGCUCGUGGCGAACGCGAUAGCAGCCGAGACGAAGGCACAGUUCUUCGCGGUAUCGGGGCCGGAGAUCAUUGGCGGGGUCAGCGGCGAGUCGGAGGGCAACAUCCGCAACAUCUUUGAGGCGGCAAUUAGGAUGGCGCCCAGCCUGAUUUUCCUGGACGACAUCGAGGCGAUUGCGGGCAAGCAGGAGCAGACGGCCAAGGGGGCGAUGGAGAACCGGAUAGCGCUGACGCUGAAGAAGUGCAUGGACCGGCUGCAGUGGGAGACGGAAGCAGGCAAGAAUGUGGUGGUGCUAGCGGCGACCAGCGAUGCGAACAACCUGAACCCGUUGGUGCGGCAGCGGUUCGACAUUGAGGUGGCGGUGAGCGUGCCGAGCCAAGACGCGCGCGAGCAGAUCCUGCAGAAGAUGACGCAAGACAUGGCGCUGGCGGACGACGUGGACCUGAAGGAGAUUGCGCGGAUGACGCCGGGAUUUGUGGGCAGCGAUCUGAAGAACGUGGCCAAGACGGCCAGCCAGCUGGAGAUGGAGCGGGUGUUUAACGACAAGAUAGCACGGCUGCAGACCGUGGACGGGGCUGCGACAGACGACGGUCUGUUCUGGGGCAGUGCCGAACAUGUGCGUCUGAUGCACGCGGUCGUGGCGGCCGAGCAGCCAGCAGGCGAGACGAAGGUGGCAGAGCCUCGAAUCCCAGCGCGGAGCUUUCGGCAGGCGACGCAGCAGGUGGUACCAGCGGCCAAGCGAGAGGGAUUCAGCACGAUCCCGAACACGACAUGGGAGCAGGUGGGAGCGAUGGAGGCGGUGCGCGAGCAGCUGGAGAUCUCGAUCAUCUGGCCGAUCCGCUAUCCAGACCGCUAUGCGGCCGUGGGCCUGGAGGCGGUGGGUGGGAUUCUGCUCUGGGGGCCGCCAGGCUGCGGCAAGACGCUGGUGGCCAAGGCGGUGGCGAACGAGAGCAAGGCGAACUUCAUCUCGAUCCGCGGGCCGGAGCUGCUGAACAAGUAUGUGGGCGAGUCGGAGCGGGCGCUGCGCGAGCUGUUUGAGCGGGCCCGGGCGAUGACGCCGUGUGUCAUCUUCUUUGACGAGAUGGACGCGCUGGCAGCAAAGCGUGACGACGGCCGAUCGGAUGGAAGUGCGCGCAUCGUCAACACGCUGCUGACCGAGCUGGAUGGUCUCGUCGACCGGAGCGGCAUCUACGUGAUCGGCGCGACCAACCGGCCCGACAUCAUCGACCCGGCCAUCAAGCGACCCGGCCGUCUGGGCGAGAGCAUCUUUGUCGGCCCUCCCACGUCCGAUGACCGCGUGUCUAUUCUGCAGACGCUCUGUCGCAACGCUGCCCUGCCACCACCGCCUGCCGACACACCCAUGGCCGGCUCCGACGAGGUCGAGGCUGCGCGCGCCAGGGCCGCGGCCGACAAUCAAAGACUGCUCGCCGCUGUCGCCCGCGAUCGUCGCUGCAAUGGUUUCUCGGGCGCCGACCUCGACCUGCUCCGGCGCAACGCCGCCACCAACUGCCUCAAGCGCACCAUUGUCAGCGGCGAGGAGACGCACGUGUCCCAGGACGACUGGGAGGCCGCGCUGGCCAAGGUCAAGCCUAGCAUCAGCGCGGCCGAGCUGGAACGCUACAAGAAGAUGCGCUGA
This is a messenger RNA of Grosmannia clavigera kw1407, 2343 nucleotides long. Its product is annotated as aaa family ATPase rvb2. The coding region runs from base 1 to 2343 and encodes 780 amino acids. Gene Ontology annotation, biological process: ribosome biogenesis. Lineage: Eukaryota; Fungi; Ascomycota; Sordariomycetes; Ophiostomatales; Ophiostomataceae. Gene Ontology annotation, cellular component: nucleus. The record is from RefSeq and is a predicted model, not a curated record. Gene Ontology annotation, molecular function: preribosome binding; ATP binding; ATP hydrolysis activity. The transcript has a single exon.